AUGCGUCCCGUCAUCAUCGCUUCAGCUUUUGCAGCCUUAGCCUUUGCCAAUCCACUUCCCCAAGACAUCGAUUUGGGUGCCAUUGACGCUCUUCCGCAAGCUGAAGUGUCUGCUGCUCCAGUCGACGUCUCUUCCCAAGAUGUCGGGAUUAAGCCAGUUUCUGAUGCCGUCCUCGAAGGAGCUGCGGCAGUAAACGAUGUUGCUGCUCCAGACGGAGCCGCUAGAAAGCGCAAUCUUUCCAAACGCGAUUGCGAGCAACAACCUCUCGGCUAUGGCCCAAACUCCAAACCAGAUACCGCCGAUGCUUUUUUGGCCGACCCUCAAUACAACAAGGUUGCUUCUAAAGCUCCUACCCCACAAGGGUACACUCUUGCUUUCUCUGAGCUCAAAGGCUCUACCCAGACCACCUCGUAUCUUGGUUAUAAGACCUUGAAAUCCUAUGACACUGUUGAGUGUGCUCAAUACUGCGAUCAACAAGAAGCCUGCAUUGCCUUCAACAUCUACUUUGAACGUGAUCCCACUGUUGAUCCUGGCUACAAGUGCUCCAACCCACCUUCCACCAUCAACUACAAAUGUGUGAAGUGGGGUGUUCAAAUCAAGAAGGAGACUGCUACCAAUACUGGCCAAUAUAGAAAGGACUUCCGCGUCGUCAUUUCCGGAUCCAAUGGAUACAACAAAAAGUACUCCCCAGAACCUUGUGAUAAAUACAAUGGCCCAGUUUCUCUCGGAGGAGCCAUGCAGGCCCCUCUCGAUCCAGUCACCAAGACUGAUACCUACAUGGGCUACAAGUUCUUCUCUUUCGACGAUGUCAAAACCUACGAGUACGGAGUCGUCGCCUGUACAUCCGCCUGCACAGCGCAAUCCAAAUACAACCUUGAGCAUCCUCCUUCUUCCGGCCACCCAGCCAUCUGCAAUCAAGCCGUCGUCUACGUAUUGAGUCAAAGCAACAAACCUCAAGGAAUCUACUGUUCCAUGUAUACCGAAGUCUGGGCUCCCAACCACGCAACCAACUACGGCCAAUGGAGAGGAUCCGAGUACUGGUCUGUUAGCCAGGCGUACUCCUAUAGCAGAGCAGACUAUGAUGCCAAGUACCCCAAGGCUAUCUGUGAUGUUGGAGGAUGCCCAUCGGACUCCUACAAGGGCGGUAACUGGGGCGGAUGGGGAUCCGAAAAGAAAUAAAUCGUACGAUUCCUUUCAUUCAAACGGAUUCACUCUAACUUAUGAUUUCGAUGAUGGCUAUGACGGAU
This is a messenger RNA of Botrytis byssoidea, 1247 nucleotides long. RefSeq lists its product as uncharacterized. The record is from RefSeq and is a predicted model, not a curated record. The transcript is spliced from 4 exons. Lineage: Eukaryota; Fungi; Ascomycota; Leotiomycetes; Helotiales; Sclerotiniaceae. Bases 1 to 1179 code for a protein of 392 amino acids.